Messenger RNA from Dentiscutata erythropus, 681 nucleotides. NCBI's taxonomy places the organism in Eukaryota, Fungi, Glomeromycota, Glomeromycetes, Diversisporales, Gigasporaceae. The record is from the annotation of a GenBank genome assembly.
ACGCUCUCGUCGUUGAUUGAUGAGUGUGUGCUUCAAACGCAACCUGACAUGAUUACCACCCUAAACCGGGAACUGAAAAAGCUCAAAAAUGAGAAUAAAGCACGCCCCGGUAGACCGCCCCGACCACCAAACGCAUUCAUUCUUUACCGUACCUCCAAAUGCGCAAGCAUGAACGUGGGAAACGAUGGGAUCCCAAACAAUGAGGUGUCCAAGAUUAUCGGUGAGAUGUGGAUGAAUGAACCUCCGGAGGAAAAACAAAAAUGGCACAAGCUUGCCGAAAGUAAGAAACAAGAACAUGCGAAACAGCAUCCUGACUACCGAUACCGCCCACGCCGCUCCUGUGAGAAGAGACGAAGAACCAAAAGGAGCGAUAGGGAAAAACAAGAGAUGGAAAAAAACAAGAUAACCAAGACAAAAACAAAUAAACCUAAAGAACUCAAGCCUGCUAUCUCGAUCGAGAUCAAAGAAGAACAACCGGUAGAAACUCCGAUGUUCACACCUCCAAUCCUUGAACAACCAGAAGAUAUGAACGAUGCCAACUUUAUGAAUCUAUCAGAAUGGGGUACAGGAUCGGAAAUGCCUGUUGAUGAAUCAGUAUUUGCAAAUGAAUAUUCACAUUUCAUCGAACCUUUAAACACGUAUCUCGAAACCUACUAUCCCUACUACAUGCUCCCGUAUUGA